Messenger RNA from Scaptodrosophila lebanonensis, 2301 nucleotides. It is a transcript of the gene Tom40, whose product is annotated as mitochondrial import receptor subunit TOM40 homolog 1. Gene Ontology annotation, molecular function: transmembrane protein transporter activity. Lineage: Eukaryota; Metazoa; Arthropoda; Insecta; Diptera; Drosophilidae. The record is from RefSeq and is a predicted model, not a curated record. Gene Ontology annotation, cellular component: mitochondrial outer membrane translocase complex; mitochondrial outer membrane. Bases 259 to 1281 code for a protein of 340 amino acids. Gene Ontology annotation, biological process: protein import into mitochondrial matrix. The transcript has 4 exons.
UGUGUGCCUCAUUACACCUUAGGAAAUUCUUUCCCAUAUAUUUUACUGGGAUUUUGACAAAAACGUGUGUUAAAAUUUACAUAAAAUUGGGAAAAUUAUAGUUGUAGCAUAGCAGAGCAGAGUAAAUGGUGUAAAUUCGAAAUUGGCCAACGUUUGAUACACACACACACACACUAUUCACACACCCUCCACUCCGCGAGCGCGUGUAACUUCAAAUUAAGAGCGCAACACAAAACACAUUUUCAUUAACAAAAUACAAUGGGUAACGUGCUAGCGGCUUCGUCCGGCGUUGACCCAUCACGCAACACUGUGGCAGCCAGCCUGGGUUUGCCGGAGCCCGCGAUCUUGCAACCAAUAGACUCUGCGUCCACAGCGGCAACCGCCGAAGGCACCUCUGUGGCAAAGGAUGGGACUUUGGAGAAUCCCGGCACGGUCGAGGAGUUGCAUAAAAAAUGCAAAGACAUACAGGCAAUGACCUUUGAGGGAGCCAAAAUUAUGCUGAACAAGGGUCUCAGCAAUCACUUCCAGGUCUCUCACACCAUCAACAUGAGCACCACAGUGCCGAGCGGGUAUCGUUUUGGCGCUACCUAUGUGGGCACCAAGCAAUACAGUCCAACUGAGGCAUUUCCUGUGCUCCUGGGCGACAUUGAUCCUUCGGGUAACCUGAAUGCGAAUGUGAUACAUCAGUUCUCGUCGCGUUUGCGUUGCAAAUUCGCCUCGCAGAUUCAGGAAUCGAAGAUGGUAGCAACACAGAUUACCACGGAUUAUCGCGGUAACGACUUCACCGCCUCCAUCACAUUGGGCAACCCCAGCAUAUUCACCAAUUCAGGCGUCAUUGUUGGUCAAUAUCUGCAGUCCGUUACACAGCGUGUCGCUCUGGGCGCUGAGCUGGCUUAUCAAUACGGUCCCAAUGUACCUGGCCGACAAAUUGCCAUAGUUUCGGCCGUAGGUCGCUAUUCAAAUGGUGACUCGGUUUGGUCGGGGUCGCUCGGCCCUAGUGGCUUGCAUUUGUGCUAUUAUCAAAAGGCCAGCGAUCAGCUACAGAUUGGCGUCGAGGUGGAAACUAGUCUACGUAUGCAAGAAUCGGUGGCAACCAUUGCCUAUCAGAUUGACUUGCCCAAGGCGGAUUUGGUGUUCAGAGGCUCCGUUGAUUCUAAUUGGCACAUUUCUGGCGUGCUAGAAAAGCGCCUACAGCCAUUGCCAUUCUCAUUUGCGCUGAGUGGUCGCAUGAAUCAUGUGAAGAAUAAUUUUAGACUUGGCUGUGGACUGAUGAUUGGCUAAAAGGCCCGCAUGUAACCAACCACCCAACCAACCAAACAUACAUCCAAACACACACAUCAACACACAUACAACUUUCACAUAUGAGCAUCAUUCAUCAAUUGGCAAUGCGGCAAAAUGACAGGAACAACAACAGAAAAUUGUUCGUGUUUUUAUAUUGACCAAUUUUUGUUUAAUUGACUGCAAAAGUGGUUUUUUAUUGUAAAUGUUCAUAACGUAACCAAAAGCCAAGCACACAACUCCAGGAGCAAGUCAAACAACAAUCAACAUAAACAAAAACAACAAGCGUCGACAACAACAACUUAACAACAAAUGGAGGAAUCAGACAAACAAUGUUUUGUUCCGGGGGGUACAAACAAUUCAACAACAAUAACACAAGAAUCUGUGCACAUUUAGGGUUGCUGCGACAACAACAACAAAACACACCAACUGCAGCUCCAAUUUUGUUUAUUGUUUACAAACUUAACGUAUUAAUAUAUUGAAAAUGAAAAACGAAUAAUUGUUUUGCUCAUGUCGCUUGACUUGCUGUCUUAAAUAUUAAAACACUUUUACUUUUUAUGUGCCACGCCCUGCCUUAUUUUCCAGUCUGCCUUCUGCAGACGGUCAACAUUGCCUCAACAAAAUAUCAUUGUACAUUGUAAGUCGCUAACUACAAGCGUGUAUAGCAAAACAUGAAAACUCACUUGUGCGCAUUUAAAGCAACAGGAAGUCGACAAAAAAUUAAAUAAAAAACAAAUACACCAACACCCCAGUGCGACAACAACAAUAGUAAUUAAUAUUAAUAACAAAAACAUCAGCAACCAGAACAAGAAAAAUGAGUAUAGGAAAUCGGUGGAACACUGCUUUAUGUUUAUAAUUCUUAAAUUAUAAAUUAGUUCUAGUUACAACAAAUUGUUUAAACAAUUUUAAUUUGUGCUACAUUGUCAUGUAGCGGUCAACGGUGAGACAAAAUAAUGUCAGUGGGGAUACCAAACUGUAACUAAAGUUAUACUUAAAUAAUACAAAGGAAGGAAAUUUUAAAUA